AAGCAAUGAAACCAUAUAGCAGUAUUUAUAUACAAAAGUAUCGUUGGUCACUGACUGUUUGAAGAAAUUUUGAAUUAUGCCUGUCAAUUCUAUACAUUAAAGGUAUUAUAAAGUUUAACAGAAAAUAUGCCCGUUAAUUUCACAGUAUUCAAAAAAUGUUCGUCAGAUAACAAAAUGAUGCUAUAUCUAUGUAAACGAGAUAUUGUAGAUCACAUAUCUUUUAUUGAUCCUAUUGAUGGAAUAAUUGUUUUGGAUAAUUCAUUUUUGAAACAAGGAAAAAUAUUCGGGCAAGUUGUGUGCAGUUUUCGGUAUGGCCGUAAAGAAGACGAAGUAAUGGGAUUGAAUUUCCAAAAAGAUAUGUACUUAGCCUCAGUUCAGAUUUAUCCAUCUCUUGACGAAUACAAUUCUUUUAAACCUUCAAAUAUUCAAGUAUGCUUGUUAUCUAAACUAGGCAGCAAUGCUGUGCCAUUUCGAUUCAAAAUACCACAAAAUGCGCCACCGUCAGUAAUACUUCAAGAUGGAUCAAAAGAUCGGACUGACGCGUGUGGCGUUCAAUAUUAUGUGAAAAUAUUUGCUGGUCUUUUUGAAACUGAUCACAAUCGUGCUAAGAGUUCGGUGGCUAUGAGAAUACGUAAAAUACAGUAUGCACCUAUUAUGCGUCCUAUGAGCAAACAUCCCUGCACAAUAGUCCGAAAAGAUUUUAUGUUUAGUCCAGGGCAACUGGAAUUAGAAGUAGCACUGGAUAAACAGGUAUACACACACGGGGAAAAUAUAAUGGUUACUUUGUGCAUUCGGAAUGGCAGCAAUAAAACAGUGAAAAAAAUCAAAGUAAUCGUACAGCAAAUGGUGGAUAUAAUGUUAUUCCAAAAUGGCCAAUGUAGAACAACAGUAGCGGAAGCAGAAACCCAAGAAGGAUGCCCAAUUUUACCAGGCUCGUCAAUACAAAAGACACUUGCUAUGUGGCCUGCAUUAGACAAUGUUAAGGGGAGGUAUGGUGUCGCAAUAGAAGAUUCGAUUAAAGACAAAGAGCCUUCACUGGCAUCGUCUGUACUAGUACCUAACGCUGAUAUUAGUGAAGUAUUUGGCAUCAUAGUAUCAUACUUAAUCAAAGUAAAACUAUAUCUGGGGGCACUUGGUGGUGAUUUGACUACUGAAUUACCAUUUCUAUUGAUGAAUUCUCAAGAAGAAGAUGUUGUCAACGUAAAAUAAAAUGUAUUUAAGCAAUCAAUAAUUAAAAAUUUUUAUUUUAUCCUAUAAUCUGUUGAAAGUUUAAGAAAAACUGAUAUGAACUAUAAUUUUUCCAAUAAUUUAUGACGUUUAAUUAAUUUAAGUAGUUUUAAUAUUAAUAUAUUGAUUCUCGUGUAAACAUUUUUAUCAUCCAUUAGUUUUUGAAAGCGAGAUGGACGUACAUAACACUGUUUUUACCACAUAAAUCGGAAGUCUUAAAAAAUACAGUAAUUUAUAUUUA
Molecule: messenger RNA, 1468 nt
Organism: Daktulosphaira vitifoliae (grape phylloxera)
Lineage: Eukaryota; Metazoa; Arthropoda; Insecta; Hemiptera; Phylloxeridae
Product: arrestin homolog
Exons: 8
Coding region: 127-1209 (360 amino acids)
Biological process (GO): signal transduction; G protein-coupled receptor internalization
Cellular component (GO): cytoplasm
Molecular function (GO): G protein-coupled receptor binding
Source: RefSeq, a predicted model, not a curated record